This is a messenger RNA of Betta splendens (Siamese fighting fish), 1339 nucleotides long. RefSeq lists its product as uncharacterized. The transcript has 4 exons. Bases 1 to 699 code for a protein of 232 amino acids. Lineage: Eukaryota; Metazoa; Chordata; Actinopteri; Anabantiformes; Osphronemidae. The record is from RefSeq and is a predicted model, not a curated record.
AUGGAAAGAUUAAAGAAGCAGCUGCAUCUAAACCAUGAAGUUCAUUUCACUCUUGUCUUUGUGUCUCAAUCAUCGUCUCCAGACUCUGAACAUCAGAACACAGAUGAGGUGACUUUACGCUGCUUUGUGCAGAGAUAUGGUCCAUGCAGACACACAGUGAAGUGGCUGAAAACUAACACACAGUCACAGAGUGACUGUUCUGCUACUGUGACGUUCACCACAUCUCAGCUUCAGACGCUUUCAGACUCACUGACGUGUGAAGUGACCGAUGAUGAGGGGAGGAAGGAGACGUUUCCCUUCAGACGAUCAGCGACUGCUACUGAACCAACACCUCCAGAACCCUCAGACGUGGUCUCCUCCACCAGCAGACGUGACCCAACCAAACCACAGGGCGACACAACAGGAACCAAAGCAUCAGCAGAGACAACCAGCACCGACCCAGACCCUCACACAGGUUUCCCUCAUGUGCUGAGGUCCAUCAUGGUGUCUGUGGCUUUAGCAGCGCUGAUCAUUUCUGUUGUUACCGUCAACAUGUGGACGAGAACUAAGGGUCAGAACAUUCACAGGAACAUUUGUGCUGUUAUUGGUUCUACUGACGCUGAACUGGACCCGAUUUGUCUUUGUCUCAUCAGGAAACAAGAAGCAGAUGGAAAAAAUCUGUGUAAGUUUAAGGUCUACGACCAGUUACAGAGUCCAUGACCUGGUCUGACUUCUGAUCAACAAAUGACACAUUAUCAAAUAAAAGAAUGAAUCAGUGCAGAAUGAAAUCAGGCUGAUGUAAUGGAAAAAUUGUACUUUAAUGCUUUUGUGUUCAUUUCUGACUCUGUAUAGUGACCAUGCAUUCUGUACUUGUUGAUUAGACCCAGAACUGAACAUUCUCAGACAGACAAUCUAUCUCCCUCUCAAGGUGACCGAUUGUUCAUGGCCUGAGUCUGCCUUUCAACCCUGGGCUCUGGCUCCUUUCUGUCUGAUGCCUCACCAGACCCAAGGCUGUAACCUUGUGUAUUCCCUGUGUAAUAUGAACAUCUUCACCAACAGUGUGAUAAGGAGAUUCCACCAGGUCCAGGGAAAAAGGUUAAAAGGCAGAAGCAACUUGAGGAUCGUGGGCUCUUUGCAUCACACCUCCGUGGUGUGUGCACUGAUCUCCCCAGCUGGUUUUCUUUUCUUUUUGAUUUGCUUUCCCCAUUACUUUUAUUUUCUUUAUUAUUUCAAUAAAUCGCACAAAAGGACAACUCUCUCAUCUGCUUCUUUAUGGAAAAUUUCCACCACAGCUGAUCUGAGUCUGAAUGAAGCCGACAACAGUUCAGUUCAACCACAGACUGAAGCUCAGCUUGUUGUU